CAAAUCACGUUGCACUGUUAAAAGGAGACACAUAGAAUCACAUGAAGAAGCAGAAAAAGAAAUAGAGAGAAUGUGCGAUUACUCGGACACUGAACCUUAUGCAGAUACAGAAAAUGAAGACCCAGGUCCAGCUAAACAAAAAAGAAGGCUUCACAAGCUUCAGCCCACAACAUUUCAUAACAGAAACUUCGAUAAUUUGGCUCUAGAGUGUUUAGAGGAUUAUGAGAAACAAAGUUCGCGUAUUAAAAGUCCGGCAUCGGUAAUGAAAACAGUUACCCAAAAUCCAACGCUUACACCAUCAAAUGCCACAAUAUCAACCGGCCAGCCGAAUGUAUCGGAGUUUCCGUAUCCUAUCACUCCAGAAAGAGGCGAAAAUUCAACAGCUCAACCUGCUACCCAGCAGUCGCCGUUUCCGAAUACUAUAGAAAUAGGUUUCUUAUCACCUAGAGACGAAGUACUCAACAAAUCUCAAGAAGUGGUGAUGAAUGAUGAAACUUAUAAUUAUCUACUGCAUACCACGCCACAUCAAGAACAAUUAGGAACAACCACAGAUAAAAUAAACGAAACUUUGACACAAAUAUUAGAAAACCAGAAAUUAAUUCUACAAAACCAACAACUGUUAAGCGAAAACCAAAACCACAUUCUUCUUAAAACGGUAGAGCUUAGUACGCAAUUCGACGAGUUAAUUAAAAAGUGUGUCACGUCUGAAACGAAGGAAGUAAAUUUCAAAUUAAUCACUAGCGCAGAAGAGGCUGAGACACUAGAAAUGAAACUAAAGGAUGCUACUUAUAAAGCAGAACUAGUAAAAAAGUUUUCUGUGGUGUGUGGUAGAGAGAAAGGAAAAGGAGCUGACAAUGCAUACAUAUUUGUUGACUUAAUAUUUUGUAGGGAGUUUAUGAAUCAGUGUUCUUGGACUGGAGGCUCUAAAACAGAAGAACCAAAGAUAUGUUUUCGAGCUUACAUACGCAUAUUCGAUUUCUUUUUCGAUUUAGUCAGAAUGUCUGACAAGCACUUUACAAAAAAGGAAUGUACGAUGUUUUUUAAAAGUGUCCUGCGGAACUCUGUCUCCCGGAGUAAUUGCAAGCAAAUUCGAGCCUCUACUAGUAGAAAUAGGCCUAAAGGCACCAAACAAAAAAUUCAAGCGUUGUCAGAUCUACCUAAACAAACAAAAGUAAAUGCAGCAAACAUAUCCGACCAAGAUCCGCAUAAAAUUACCCAAGACAAUAAUUCCAGUGAUGAUAGUGAUUUGUUAUAAAAAAAUUAAGUUCAUUUA
Molecule: messenger RNA, 1273 nt
Organism: Cydia fagiglandana
Lineage: Eukaryota; Metazoa; Arthropoda; Insecta; Lepidoptera; Tortricidae
Exons: 2
Coding region: 71-1255 (394 amino acids)
Source: RefSeq, a predicted model, not a curated record